Molecule: messenger RNA, 2113 nt
Organism: Chenopodium quinoa (quinoa)
Lineage: Eukaryota; Viridiplantae; Streptophyta; Magnoliopsida; Caryophyllales; Amaranthaceae
Product: putative tRNA pseudouridine synthase
Exons: 8
Coding region: 172-1788 (538 amino acids)
Biological process (GO): tRNA pseudouridine synthesis; mRNA pseudouridine synthesis
Cellular component (GO): nucleus
Molecular function (GO): RNA binding; pseudouridine synthase activity
Source: RefSeq, a predicted model, not a curated record
UUCAAAUUAAUUACUAUCGCGUCAACUUUUGUCACCUCUACGAGACAAGGUGCCGAGGAUCGGAGCCAUCAAAAUCCUAAACAUGGGCCGGAAAACGCAGCCUCUACAGGAAUAUUGGAUAUAGUACAGUACCUCACACUUCAUUUUCAGUGCUAUUACUACAAACCAUAAAUGGCGGUUUGGUCUCUGCGUCUUCCAUUAACAACUUCAUGGAGAAAUGGCAGACUUAAACCCUUGUCAUAUCCAUGGAAUUUCUCUCUCUCCAACCAUAAUAUUCAUCUACUUGCUCAUUUCUCUGCUACUUCAUCAUCACCUUCACUUUCUGCUUCUACUCAAACCCAAGAACCUCAAAUUAAACCCCAGAUUUCUCAAACUCAUGAAUCAAUUGCUUCACCUUCGAAAUGGGAGUCAUUCCGGAAGAAGAAAGUGGUCAUGCGAGUUGGGUAUGUUGGUUCCAACUACAAAGGUUUGCAGAAGCAACGAGAAGAUAAUAUUCCCACCAUUGAAGAAGCUUUGGAAAAUGCUCUUUACAAAGUAGGUGGCAUCAAUGAAACCAAUUAUGGUAACUUACAUAAGAUUGCCUGGGCCAGGAGUAGCCGAACUGAUAAAGGAGUUCAUUCACUGGCCACGACGAUAUCUUUGAAAUUGGAGAUUCCUGAUUAUGCGUGGAUGAAUGACCCUAAUGGUCUCGUUCUUGCAGACCAUGUUAACUCUCAUCUCCCUGAGGAUAUAAGAGUGUUUAGUAUUUUACCUUCUCAAAGGAGCUUUGAUCCUCGACGGGAAUGUCAUGUCCGAAAUUAUUCCUACCUUCUUCCAGCUGAAGUCAUUGGAAUAACAAGUGACUCCUCUUCUGCUGAAAUUGACUGUCAUAUAAAAGACUUCAAUGAAAUUCUAAAUAUUUUUGAGGGAGAAUACCCUUUUCAUAAUUAUACAGCCAGGUCUAAAUAUCGACGAAAGCCACUAAAAGGACUUGCAAAUAGAAGAUAUAAAGUAUCUGAUAAGCCUCCCCUUUUGGAGGUUGAGGAAAACAAUGCUGAUUGUCAGAACUCAGUUGAUAAUGAAGAUGCAUUGUGUGAUGAAGAACUUAUCACUAAUAUGCCAGAUGACGGUGAUGUUGAUGCGUUGUUUGACUCUGAAGAUGGCCAUGGUGAUGAGUCAGAAAAGAAUGAUUCUACAGUAGUUAUUAAGGCUCGAUGGCUUCAUGAACGUGAUGAGGCGGACAAGCUCAGUUCUGCUCAUUGGAGGAAGAUAUUUCAGUGUUCUUGUGGCAAGUUGGAGAGGUCACUUGAGAUGGGUUUUGUCGAGCUCUCAAUAUGCGGGGAGUCUUUCAUGCUGCAUCAAAUCCGCAAAAUGGUUGGCACUGCUAUAGCAGUUAAGCGUGGAUUGUUCCCCAGAGAUAUUCUCAAACUAUCACUCAACAAGUUCUCAAGAAUUGUCCUACCUCUUGCUCCAUCAGAAGUUUUAGUUUUGAGAGGAAAUGACUUUAGAUUGAGGAAACAGCCUGGGAAUAAGAAAAGGCCAGAGAUGCGUAUAUUAGUUAAUUCUGAAGAGAUAAAAAAUGUAGUAGAUAAGUUCUAUGUAACUGUACUGCUACCUCAAGUUGCUAAGUUUUUGGAUCCUCAUGAGUCUCCCUGGAAGGAAUGGCUUGAGAUUUUGGAUGUGAAUGCAAGUAUACCUGAAUCAGAGUUGGAGGAAGUCAGAAAUGCCUGGAAUGUGUGGAAUGAAGAGUUUCAAAACAGGUUAAACAGGAUAGUUUCUUUAGAGAAAACUGGAGCAUUAGAUGAAUGAUAUGACAUGAAUAUAACAUCUCAAAAUCUGACAAAUCAUGGGUGCUGGUCUAUCAGGAGCUUUGAUAUGCAUGAGCAUCUUGCUGGCUGCAGGUUUUUUUUCUUCUGAAUUUCAUCUUCUUACCUAGCAUAUCUAUUGCUCUUGCAUUCAGCAUUGUCUUCUGCUGCUAGGCUGUGCAAAGUGGUAUAUGGAUUAUAGCCAAUUUAUUGUAUCUGAAGAUUGGGAUUUCCUCUUGUCUAUAUUUUUUCGAUGAAUGUCUAUUAUCACCUUAAAUACUACUUGUCUGCUCAGUGUUCUUUUGCAUACAUUUAGAUCACUGCUUCAA